AUGCCUGUUACUAACUUCGCCCAUCCGGAUCCAUACACCUACCAGACUGGCUUUGACUCGUAUCACGAGUCGGAAGCUAUCAAGGGAGCUUUGCCAAUUGGCCAAAAUUCGCCACAGAAAGCUCCGUAUGGUUUGUAUACGGAGAAGCUCUCGGGCACAGCAUUCACAGCACCCCGUCGUGAGAACAAGCAGACAUGGGUUUAUCGUGUUAUUCCAGCUGCGGCGCAUGAGAGCUUCGUUGCUGAGGAACAGGACUCAUAUCAUACCCGCAUGACUACCGAGACACACAAGUUACACCAUAUCCCUAACCAGCUUCGAUGGAACCCGUUCGAUUUCGAUGAGAAGGUUGACUGGGUCCAUGGUUUGCAUUUGGUUUCGGGUGCUGGUGACCCGACUUUAAAGCAAGGAUUGGGAAUUUUACUUUAUGCUGUUGGCAAGGAUAUGGGUAAAGAGGCCUUUUAUUCUGCUGAUGGGGAUUUCCUUAUUGUUCCCCAGCAUGGCGUGUUGGAUAUCCAAACGGAAUUGGGCCGCAUUAUUCUGCGCCCGAAUGAGAUUUGCGUGAUUCCUCGCGGAGUUCGAUACCGCGUUACACUCCCCGACGGUCCAGUUCGCGGUUACAUCUGCGAGCUUUACCAAGGCCACUACGAGCUUCCUGAGCUGGGCCCCAUCGGCUCCAACUGUCUAGCUAAUGCGCGCGACUUCCAAGCCCCAGUCGCCUCAUUCGAUGACGAAGAAGAACCAGCCGAAUACAAACUGUACAGCAAAUUUGCCAACUCCCUCUACUCCGCCCGCCAGAAUCAUACCCCAUUCGAUGUUGUCGCUUGGCAUGGAAACUAUUAUCCCUACAAAUAUGAUCUCGGCCGCUUUAAUACCAUCGGCUCUAUCUCAUUUGAUCAUCCCGAUCCUUCAAUUUUUACAGUCUUAACCGGGCCAUCUGAUCAUGUCGGUACUGCUAUUGCCGACUUUGUCAUCUUUCCUCCUCGUUGGUUGGUCGCUGAAAAUACCUUCCGUCCACCCUGGUAUCACCGAAAUACCAUGUCUGAGUUCAUGGGUUUAAUUGCUGGUAACUACGAUGCUAAGACUGGGGGUGGAUUUCAACCGGCUGGAGCUAGCUUGCACAAUGUUAUGAGCGCUCAUGGUCCGGACUCUUCUGCAUUUGAGGGUGCUAGUAAUGCGGAGCUUGAACCUGCUAAGGUUGGAGAGGGAAGUAUGGCGUUUAUGUUUGAAAGUUCUCUCAUGGUUGGUGUUUCUGAAUGGGGGUUGAAGACGUGCCAGAAGGUGCAGGAGGAAUACAAUGACCACAGCUGGACGCCACUGAAGCGUCAUUUUAAGAAUCCUGAGAAGGCUUAA
This is a messenger RNA of Penicillium angulare, 1350 nucleotides long. RefSeq names its product putative homogentisate 1,2-dioxygenase (HmgA) (gene hmgA). Gene Ontology annotation, cellular component: cytoplasm. The record is from RefSeq and is a predicted model, not a curated record. Lineage: Eukaryota; Fungi; Ascomycota; Eurotiomycetes; Eurotiales; Aspergillaceae. Gene Ontology annotation, biological process: L-phenylalanine catabolic process. The coding region runs from base 1 to 1350 and encodes 449 amino acids. Gene Ontology annotation, molecular function: homogentisate 1,2-dioxygenase activity. The transcript is spliced from 4 exons.